CUCCGGUUGGUGUCACAGCUCGAAACAUAUCUCUUGGUACUACCAUUUUGUUACCGUCUAACCGAAGAAAUACAUAAAACCAGUAAUCAGGGGGCAAGGGCAAAGUUACUAAUCUAAAAACCAAUCUUAAAUCUAAUUUUAGGGUAAAAAGCUUCAAUUUUGAAGUCAUUAGGGUAAAAACUAAAAAGGUUGAAUUUUGAAGUUCCAUUGGUGGUGGUGUGCCUUUGGCUUCUGCGACAGCUGUAAUUCUCUGCAAUAUCAUGAAAUCGGCAACAUCAGCCACGUCGCCAACGGCGACAAGCUUACAACUCGGAUCUCCCAGACUCUUAGCCUUGGCGCAGCAGCUGCGUCUAUACAAACCGCCGCUUUGUUCACCGUUCGACGAGGAGAGCACCAGGAAAUUGGUUUCCUUUCAGGAACUUAUGGCUCCGGUGAGGCUCACACCGAAGAAAGCGGCUGUCUUGAUUUGUCUCUUCGAAGGAGACGACGGUGAUUUGCGUGUGAUCCUCACUAAGAGGUCUUCCACGUUGUCUACUCACUCGGGAGAAGUUUCUUUACCAGGUGGUAAAGCAGAAGAGCAUGAUAAGGAUGAUGGGGUCACUGCAACCAGAGAAGCAGAGGAAGAGAUUGGAUUAGACCCUUCUCUUGUUGAUGUUGUUGCCUUCCUCGAACCAUUUCUGUCUCAGCAUCUGCUUAGAGUAACUCCUGUGGUAGGAAUAUUAUGGGACAAAAAAGCGUUCAAUCCAAGGCCAAAUCCUACAGAAGUGGAAGCUGUGUUUGAUGCACCCUUUGAAAUGUUUCUGAAGGAUGAGAACCGGAGAUCCGAGGAGAUUGAGUGGAUGGGGGAAAAGCUUUUGUUCCACUUCUUUGAUUACAAAACAGGAGAUAACGAUUAUGUUAUAUGGGGUUUAACUUCCAGAAUCUUGAUAAGAGCUGCAACAGUGGUUUAUCAACGACCACCGGCUUUCAUUGAACAGAAACCUAACUUGAAGUACUCCAAAAUGAACCAGGCUACUAGUUUAUAUGGAUAGUUGAAGGCGCUGAGUACUUGCAUCGGCCUUCCUUGGAGAUCUUGUGGCAAAUUUACAUGAAUCUUGUGAAAAAGGACGAUUGCUAGAGGUGUCUCUAUUUGGUCAUGUCCAGCAUACUGCCUGCGUUAUCUACACGUAAUAUCAUCAAGACGAUCGUUUUUGUGCAUAUCACAGUCAUUUGACCUGAAAGCCAAGCUCAUCCUUGGAGAAACUGGCAGCAUUUGCGUUGUAGUUGUGACUAGGACAUCUGAUGUUAUCUAAUUGGAAUGGUGUAAGAAGGGUUUACCUAUGUCUAAAUCUCAAUCAGCUAACACGAAAGUAAAGGUCUCCUGCAAGAAUACCUCUCUGUGAUUUAAAAAAGGAUGGGGCAUUCCGAGAAUCGAACUCGGGACCACUAGACCAAAUGCCCUGUUGUUGAUGUGACUCAAGUCGUUCUUGGUGAACUUGGCAACAUGUGGUUAUUGUUCUGAUGAAUCUGGCAAUACGCAAUUAGUCUCAUUCUUGGAAAGUCUUUCAGCAUGUUUUUGGAUGAAUCGGAUAUCGCAAAUCAACAAUUUAAGUUAUCUAAUUCAUCUCAUGCAAGAGAAAAAGUUAGGAUCAAAACGUGUCUUCUCAAAAAGUCAAUGGGGCAUUCCCAGAAUCGAACUCGGGACCUCUCGCACCCAAAGCGAGAAUCAUACCACUAGACCAAAUGCCCUCUGUUGAUGUAUUUCAGUUCAAACACUGAAGGGAAUGGUGUUGCCUUUGGAUUUUCUAUGCUAAUGCCAAAUGCCUGACAUUGAUUUAACUCGUUUUCAAGCAUUGUUGUCGCACUGCUUGAAAUAAGUAAGACCUUCUUGUUCUUGGGAAUCUGGCAGCAUAGCGCUUUGCAGUGGUGAAGAAUUGUGUCUGAUAUAAUCUGGAUGGAAAACUCAAUCAUAUGACAUGAAAGCAAAGCUCAUCCUUCGAGAAACUGGCAGCAUUUGCGUUGUAGUUGUGAGGGACAUCUGAUGUUAUCUAAUUAGAAUGGUUCACGAAGGGUUUACCUUUGUCCAAAUCUGAAUCUGCUGACAUGAAAGUAAAGGUAUGUAAUAUAUAUAUAAACCAAUAGCUUUAGCUUGACAACCCAAAACCUCGAUAUCUCCUACAACUUUAUAUAUGUACUAGAAAGACAAAAAGCCUAACCAACAAAAGUAGAGGUGAAGUCUUUGAGCCCCCCAAACGCUUGUAUCAGUAUUUUGCAAUGAUGCUUGUAGUUUACUGAUGGUGUAAUUCUAGGGAUUUAGUCAAUCGUUUAGUUUGAACAUGACCUUUGAAAAUAUGGCACCCUAGGAAAGAAUUGUCAAUGUUAGUAACAAAAGUUUAGCUGGCAUUCAGAACAUACAUUGUUGGAAAAAAAAAGGUCAAUGGGGCAUUCCGAGAAUCGAACUCGGGACCUCUCGCACCCAAAGCGAGAAUCAUACCACUAGACCAAAUGCCCUGUUGUUCAUGUAAUUCAGUAUAGACAGUUAGACACUAUGGAGAAUGGUGUUGCCAUAUGAUCUCUUAAUACCAAUUCCUGCUCUCUGAUUUUGUUGUGCAUGAAAAGCCACCGGUGCGAUUGACGUGACUAGUAUAGGACUGAUUUGGUUGGGGAUAUGUGGCUGUUGUGGUUCUAGGAACAUAAGCUAAUGGAUCUGAUGAUAAAGGAUACACUUUGCAUUUUGUUUUAUCUGUUAAUCUGAUCAUGUCUUGAUUUUGUAGGUCUCUUGAAUGCCCCUGAGAUUUUAAAAAGAAAGGGGCAUUCCGAGAAUUGAACUCGGGACCUCUCGCACCCUAAGCGAGAAUCAUACCACUAGACCAAAUGCCCAAUUGUUGAGCAAUUUUGUUAUAGAAAACCUAUAUUAAAUAUCAUAAGUCAUUGUUGAAUCGAGCUCUCUUAGAUGCGUUUGAGUGAUAAAUUAUUUUAAUUUUCAGAGCUAGUGGAUCUGAUGACGAGUAUACAACUUGGAUCUUGUUUUAAUAUUUGUCUUUUAAGACAAACAAUCUUGAAAGUCA
Messenger RNA from Camelina sativa (false flax), 3047 nucleotides. RefSeq names its product nudix hydrolase 22, chloroplastic. Lineage: Eukaryota; Viridiplantae; Streptophyta; Magnoliopsida; Brassicales; Brassicaceae. Gene Ontology annotation, biological process: coenzyme A catabolic process. The record is from RefSeq and is a predicted model, not a curated record. Gene Ontology annotation, molecular function: coenzyme A diphosphatase activity.